GCAACAGGGCGAACGCUCAUUCGCUCUUUGUCUGCAUCUGUCCUCGGCCUCGAGGUGUCUGCUGCUGGCCCUCGGUGCCGACCCUUGAUAUCGACCUUCGAGUCACCACCAACACCAACACCAACACCACCACCACCACUACGGCCUGUGCCCGGCAUGCCCACGCUCCGGGUCGGCUUCCGGCGGGUCUUCUGGAUCCUGGUUGCUCUCGUCGGCGUGAUGUCGCUCAUCGGCUUCAUCAGCCUGCGAGACUCAUCCAGCGACUGGUCAGCCUCGCCGUACCUGUUCCAGGCCCUCAAGCCUGCUGAGUCGCCCUUGCCAACAGAAGCCCCUGCGUCGUCGUCGCUGCUGCCUCCUCUGGAUGAGGAUCUGCCUGAAAUCCUGCCUCCAGGCACCAAGAUGACGAUGGACAUGCUCAAGUUGCGCUGGGCCGCCCUGCGAGAGGCGCCGCUCCACUUUACUAUCGAGCACUGCACAUCCUGAGGCAUGUUCAAGGCUGCCUCCGACGCCUUCAGCCAGAUUCUGAGAGAAGCUUUCCCCAAGGCCAUUAUUUCCGUCAACCCCGUCCCGCCUCGCAAGGGUGCCUUUGAGGUCACCCUCAACGUCGGCAGCGAGGAGGAUGACAUAGUGGUCUACUCUGGCCUCAACCAGAGAAUGGGAAAGUUCCCCAGCAGCGAAGCGACGUUUGCGGCAGUCGAUCAAGGGCUCAUGAAGGCUUACAGAUCAAAGGCAGACCAAUAAGGGCGACCUCUAGUGUCGCCCCGACGGCGGCCUG
Polychytrium aggregatum is the source of this 775-nucleotide messenger RNA. RefSeq lists its product as uncharacterized. The transcript is spliced from 4 exons. The annotation marks the transcript as partial. The record is from RefSeq and is a predicted model, not a curated record. Lineage: Eukaryota; Fungi; Chytridiomycota; Chytridiomycetes; Polychytriales.